Messenger RNA from Panthera uncia (snow leopard), 1838 nucleotides. Its product is annotated as dual specificity mitogen-activated protein kinase kinase 2. NCBI's taxonomy places the organism in Eukaryota, Metazoa, Chordata, Mammalia, Carnivora, Felidae. The coding region runs from base 559 to 1707 and encodes 382 amino acids. The record is from RefSeq and is a predicted model, not a curated record. The transcript has 10 exons. Gene Ontology annotation, molecular function: protein kinase activity; ATP binding. Gene Ontology annotation, biological process: protein phosphorylation.
GUGGAGGCGGGUGCACAGAAUCUGAAGCAGGUUCUAGACUCCAGGCUGUCAGCAUAGAGCCCAACUCGAGGCUCGAACUCACGAACCACGAGAUCAUGAUCUGAGCUGAAGUCGGACACUUAACCGACUGAGCCCCCUGGGCACCCCCUGUUCGGUUUCUUUUGCACAGCACUGUGUUAGUCCUUGUGUGCGUUGAGCUAAUGUCUGCCCACCUCUUACAGGGAGCUGCUUUUUACUCCCAAGAUUUGGUUUAAAGUCAAGGCAUUAGUGAAAUUGCCUUAUUGUCAAAAUCCCUUGGAAAAUUCCUUGAAUCACCCAAUAAAGUGCCGAGUACGUGGUUGGUUGUUUUACUAACUGGCUCCAGGAAUGUUUGUGUGUAUAAAUGCUUAAUGUUCAGAGCAACAUAAUAAGAGCCCGUCCUCAGGGAGGGGGUAGAGUCCUCUGCACAGUACUUGGGUCUGAUCUGUUCCCGCGUCCUUCCAGCCACACGCGUGGGGCCUGGCAUGCGGCGGCCACACGGUGAGCCUGGCUGAGCCAGGUCAUCUCUCUGUAGCUUGCAUGUUCUUGGCUAGCCCUUGCCCUUGGGGUCUUUGCAGAGCAAACUUGGUGGACCUCCAGAAGAAGCUAGCAGAGCUUGAACUCGACGAGCAGCAGAAGAAGCGUCUAGAAGCCUUCCUCACCCAGAAGGCCAAGGUCGGAGAGCUCAAGGACGAUGACUUCGAAAGGAUCUCGGAACUGGGGGCCGGGAACGGCGGGGUGGUCACCAAGGUCCAACACAGACCCUCCGGCCUCAUCAUGGCGAGAAAGCUGAUCCACCUGGAAAUCAAGCCGGCCAUCCGGAACCAGAUCAUCCGCGAGCUGCAGGUGCUGCACGGGUGUAACUCCCCGUACAUCGUGGGCUUCUACGGGGCCUUCUACAGCGACGGCGAGAUCAGCAUCUGCAUGGAGCACAUGGACGGCGGUUCUCUGGACCAGGUGUUGAAAGAAGCCAAGAGAAUUCCCGAGGAGAUCCUGGGGAAGGUCAGCAUCGCGGUUCUCCGGGGUUUGGCGUAUCUCCGGGAAAAGCACCAGAUCAUGCACCGAGAUGUGAAACCGUCCAACAUCCUCGUCAACUCCCGAGGGGAGAUCAAGCUGUGCGAUUUUGGGGUGAGCGGGCAGCUCAUCGACUCCAUGGCCAACUCCUUCGUGGGAACUCGGUCCUACAUGUCUCCGGAGCGGUUGCAGGGCACGCACUACUCGGUGCAGUCGGACAUCUGGAGCAUGGGCCUGUCCCUGGUGGAGCUGUCCAUCGGAAGGUACCCCAUCCCCCCGCCGGACGCCAAGGAGCUGGAGGCCACGUUCGGCCGGCCCAUGGUUGACGGGGCAGAAGGAGAGCCUCACAGCAUCUCGCCACGGCCCAGACCGCCUGGACGCCCCGUCAGUGGCCACGGGACGGACAGCCGGCCGGCCAUGGCCAUCUUCGAGCUGCUGGACUACAUUGUGAAUGAGCCACCUCCCAAGCUGCCCAGCGGUGUCUUCACCCAGGACUUCCAGGAGUUUGUAAAUAAAUGCCUCAUUAAGAACCCAGCGGAGCGAGCCGACCUGAAGACGCUCACGAACCACACGUUCAUCAAGCGGUCCGAGGUGGAAGAAGUGGACUUCGCCGGCUGGUUGUGUAAAACGCUGCGGCUGAACCAGCCCAGCACGCCCACACACACCGCCGUGUGACGGGGUCCCCCUGGCGCCCUGCUCUCCCCCACCACCCGCCCGUCUCCGGGGAGGGCGGCCCUGCUCCUGGCGUCUUCUCAGACCUGCUUCCUUAGGUUCAAAACAAAACAGGGAAAGAAAAAGCAAACUGU